AUGGACUACCGAUCAGAUACUCAUGCCGUAGGUGCUAACAAUACACCACGUUGUUCUAGUUGUAUCAUGAAGGCCUCAUUCGGUAAUGGAGAGGCUGAAUAUUCACGUAUCGUCUCAAAAGCAAGCGCUAAGCUGCUGAAUUCUCUAUGGGAGCAGAAGCGAAUACCGGAAGAGGGCUGGCCAGAACAUGCACUCGAAUUAUUUCUUUCUUGGCUUGCUUGUCAUGAUACGAACAACAGAGUGGACAUUGCUACAGUAGGCGCUGGAGAAAGAGAAGGACGCGUAGUCUGUCCGCUAGUAAGACGAUUGCAUUGCAACCUUUCUCAUGGAAUCGGAAGGAGUGGAAACAUCGGAGAUAUCCAACCAAAAGCUCUUGGCUCUUCCAUGCUUGCCUGCCUUGCAAAUGAGUUUGCUCUGCAUGCUUUGCAGGAGAUCGGAAUUGUUGCCUGCAAAGCUGCUCUCGUGGUGCCAUUAUGUACUGGUAUGGCCUUAUCUUUGUGCAUGGGAUCAUGGCGAAAAGCAAGACCAAAGGCAAAAUAUGUCGUCUGGCUUCGGGUCGAUCAGAAAUCAUGCUUUAAGUGUAUCUUGCAUGCAGGGUAUGAACCUUUGAUUGUGGAUCCCAUUCGAGAGGGCGAUGCUUUAGUGACCGAUGUGGAAAAUGUAAACAGGAUAUUGGAGCAACGCGCAGAUGAGAUUCUCUGUGUGAUGUCUACAACAUCCUGUUUUGCACCACGCAGUCCAGACUCAUUGGAAGCUAUCGCGGGUAUUUGUCAGGAGCAUAAUGUGCCACAUCUAGUCAACAAUGCUUAUGGACUUCAGAGUGAGGAAUGCGUUAGGAGAAUAAAUGCGGGCCGAGCAGCCGGACGAAUUGAUGCCUUUGUACAGUCUCUCGACAAAAAUUUCCAGGUGCCUGUAGGAGGUGCUAUCAUAGGAACUUUCAAGCAAAGUGCUAUUGUGCCUAUCGCUAAAUUCUAUCCAGGACGAGGAUCCGGCGUACCCUCUCGAGAUCUCGUACUUACGCUAUUGAGUCAAGGUCGUAGAGGAUUGCUGGAGACGUACGAGAAUCAAAGAAGGCUAUUCCUCAAAAUGAAAAAGCGCCUGAGUUCCUUCGCAAACGAAAUAGGAGAGUGUGUUUACGAAGUUGAUGACAAUAUGAUUAGUUUGGCUCUCACUCUGUCCUCCAUUCCGAAAGAGAAGCAAACACUAUUUGGUUCAAUUUUGUUCAACCGUGGAGUGUCUGGUGCAAGAGUGAUAUCGUCAACAACGAAUGUAACCUCUGUAGAGGGCUAUGAAUUUGUAAACUUCGGGUCACAUUGUAAUGAACAGCACGGUGGAUAUUUAAAUAUGGCUUGUAGUGUUGGAAUGUCCGAUGCCGAGCUUGACGAGUUGUUUAGUCGAUUGGCAACUACUUAUGCAAAAUUCUCCCGACAGAACGGGUUAUUUGUACCGCGUAGUGAAUCUAGGAAUUAUCCCGAUAGCGAUGAUUGA
Cylicocyclus nassatus is the source of this 1488-nucleotide messenger RNA. The record is from the annotation of a GenBank genome assembly. NCBI's taxonomy places the organism in Eukaryota, Metazoa, Nematoda, Chromadorea, Rhabditida, Strongylidae.